Molecule: messenger RNA, 2475 nt
Organism: Exaiptasia diaphana
Lineage: Eukaryota; Metazoa; Cnidaria; Anthozoa; Actiniaria; Aiptasiidae
Product: beta-1,3-galactosyltransferase 5
Exons: 2
Coding region: 457-1527 (356 amino acids)
Cellular component (GO): membrane
Molecular function (GO): hexosyltransferase activity
Source: RefSeq, a predicted model, not a curated record
CGAGUGAUGACCAAUGUUAAUUGUACUUGUAGUUCUACUUACUUUCUACUUGCAUUGCAGCAAGAACAGUAAGUGCUGCCAAGCCUGAACUUGAUUCAGUUAUGUGAAUGAUAUUUACAGCCGGCGACCGCUGUCAGCGACCGCUUGUACAAUAAGUCCAGCAGGUCGUGUAUCUUGAAGAGAAAUAUUAUGCAAACAUCGCAACUAUAAACUGUGAAUGUUGCUCUGAAUAAUUCUUACUGGAAGAUCUCUCAUAUACUGAACUUCAGCGAAACAUAUAUCCAUAUGGUUAGCAAUUCCCAUUUCACUGAUGUGAUAUAGAUUUAAAAAUCUACAUCGCCAACAUCCAUCGUGAAAACCUUGUUGAACUGUUGGGAUUUUUGGAACUGUCAUAUAUAUAUAGCAGUGAAACUUUCAGUGCGGAAGAGCCAGUCGUGAUUCGUAUUCCUUAGGAUCAUGCCUUUGUUCAGAAGACGCGUGUUGAACGGAUUUUUCUGUUUUGGAACUAUCCUAUACGUACUUGUCGUCUAUUUUGUAUUGAAAAGGAAAAGAAAUGUUUUAGAAGAAACAUUUGAGCAUUUUGAUAAGUUGAACGAAAAGAACAGCAGUGCGGGCACACUACCAAAGAGACCGCCACAGACCAUGCCACCAUUGAAGAAUGGGUUUCAGCUCGUCUUUCCUCAUAUUGAGCCAAAACUUUCUCCCGAAAAUCAAAUCCUUUAUUUAGUUGUAAUGGUGACYAGUUCAGCGAAGGGUGAAGAUCACAGAACUUUGCGAAAAACAAUCCGUCUAACGUGGGGUGAUACAAAACUAUCAGAUAAAAACACCCCAAAGUGGAAGAUGUUCUUCUCUCUGGCCAUCAGUGAUAAGCAACAAGAAAAUGAAGCGAACGAGAAAGAGGCACUCGAAUACAACGAUGUGAUCAUAGGAAACUUUACGGAAAAAUACCAAAACCUUGUAAUGAAAGUAUUUAUGGGUCAUUAUUGGGUUAUCAAUAGAUUGUCAUGCAGGUAUGUUUUGAAGGCUGAUGACGAYGUUUAUGUACGUGUUCCAAGAUUAAUAUCAUGGCUUGUCAAGUCUGGAUCUCCCAAGUCUUUUUACGGAGGACACAUUAGACUAGAUACAUACAAAUUUAUCAUUCGCRAUCCUWGGVAAAAAUGGUACUUGUCGUAUGAAGAGUACAGCGAAACCUUUUAUCCACCAUGGUGCAAUGGCCCUUUUUAUGUGAUAUCUAGUGAGAACAUACCUAAAUAUCUAGAUUAUCUUCACAUUAGAAAUCCAUUCAAGACCGAGGACACAUACACUGCUGUAAUAUCUCAUGAACUCGGUAUCAAUGCCACUUUGAUUCCUGGUUUUAAAUUCAUUUAUUCAAGACACAAAAACGUGACUAUUGAAUUCAAACAUUUUAUAGCUCUUGGCCAUAAUCUGCUGGCCAAAGAUCUAAAACGUUUUCAUGCCUAUUAUACACAAAACUAUACCCUGACACCAGGGUGGACAAAUGUUGUAAACUCUAAGACUCUCAMGUAAUUUGGAAAGCUUAUAGAAAGAAAGAAUAGCAGCUUAAAUUUGUGAAAAUUUUAUUUUGGUGACCGUAAUGGUCUACAAAGGUUUGCGUGAAUUUGAUUUGAUAUUGAAGUUUUUUUAAUUUUUUUCUAUGAUGAAUAUCAACAUAUAUAUCUAUCAAAGUCGCAUUCAGAGUCACGGAAUGUGCACAAAUACUUUUUUUACAAACUCAAAAUGUAAAAUAUUGUUUGUUUGAYAAAACAUUUCUGACUGAAUUCAGGUUUCAAUUAUCCUCUUUAACAGGUUUUUUUCAAUGAGAACUAAGAAUAUUAUGCUAACAUGGCGGGUUUUUUUCGGUAAUUGGAAAGGUUUUUCGAGAGGACUUUAGCGCUGCGGGCUACGUUGAAUGAAGCUAUAAAUUAUCAUGGACAAUUUUCCUUGAAACUCUAAAGGAUUCAAUAAAAGUUCUCUAGAUAAAAUUUUUCAAUGUUUACAAAGUUUUUCAAAGUUUUUCCAUUCUAACAAUCCAGCUUCAAUCUUUGAGGUGGACAGUAAUGCUUACGUUUUAGCUAAUUUGCAUAAAAGUCAGAAAUUAAUAUUCAGGCCACAAGAAAUACUUGCUAGCAAUUUCUGAAACUUAAGGCAACUAGUUAAAUAUUUUAAGAGAUAUCAAGCGCUGAAUUGGYAAGAUUUUCUAAAGAAAUGACCGUGCUGGGCAUAAUGUUGCCAGCCACUGAAUGUUUUCUAUAGUGCAGUUUGAAAUACCGAUAUUUCGAAAUGUAAAAAGGCGUUACAAUAUUCAGGUUUUCUUGACAGUAAUAUAAUUAUAUGAGUGCAGAUUGCUUAUUUUUUGAAUUUGAUAUUUUGCAUGGAUGUAAACAAACUACGUCAUUAAAAGUGAAAAAUUCCCAAUCAAACUCUUCAAAACGUUUACAAAUAAAAGUUAUACAAAAUUUUCACUUGCGUUGUGAU